Molecule: messenger RNA, 3470 nt
Organism: Python bivittatus (Burmese python)
Lineage: Eukaryota; Metazoa; Chordata; Lepidosauria; Squamata; Pythonidae
Gene: CEPT1
Product: choline/ethanolamine phosphotransferase 1
Biological process (GO): phosphatidylethanolamine biosynthetic process
Cellular component (GO): endoplasmic reticulum membrane; Golgi apparatus
Molecular function (GO): diacylglycerol cholinephosphotransferase activity; ethanolaminephosphotransferase activity
Source: RefSeq, a predicted model, not a curated record
GUCCCACGCACACCCCCUGCUCCGUUAGAUGCCUGUUUCAGUCGCGCGCCCUUCCUAAGCAACCACGUAGCCGGCCUUAUUUACGGCAGGCGCAAAAAGGACGUAAACGCGCCUCCUGGGCGAAGAGGCUGGUUAAGGAUCUUAUGUUUCUUUACAACAGCUAAACUUUGUCAGAUACAAACUUUAAAGCUAAUAAAUCCAUGAGUGGGAAUCGAUCACUGAAGAAACGAUGUGGGGAAUUGCAGCUGGAAUCCCCUGCACGCUAUGGUCAUGUUCCUUCUACAGGAUGUACAUUGAGCAAGUUGAUUCAGUUGCCAACACCACCUUUAUCAAAGCAUCAGCUAAAACGAUUAGAAGAACACAAAUAUCAAAGUGCCGGACGGUCCCUACUUGAGCCCCUUAUGCAAGGUUAUUGGGAAUGGUUAGUGAGAAGAGUACCAGCCUGGAUUGCUCCUAAUCUGAUUACAAUUGUUGGACUGAUAAUAAACAUCUGCACAACCAUAAUAUUAGUGUUUUACUGUCCAACAGCUACUGAGCAGGCACCUCCUUGGGCAUAUAUUGCAUGUGCUUGUGGCCUUUUCAUCUAUCAGUCUUUGGAUGCUAUAGAUGGGAAACAGGCAAGAAGAACCAAUAGUAGUAGUCCUCUGGGAGAACUAUUUGACCAUGGCUGUGAUUCACUGUCCACAGUCUUUGUGGUUUUGGGAACGUGUAUUGCUGUGCAACUGGGAACAAAUCCUGACUGGAUGUUCUUCUGCUGUUUUGCUGGGACAUUCAUGUUUUACUGUGCACACUGGCAGACGUAUGUCUCUGGAACAUUGCGCUUUGGAAUAAUUGAUGUCACUGAGGUUCAAGUCUUCAUAAUAAUCAUGCAUUUACUGGCAGCGAUUGGAGGACCUACAUUUUGGCAAACUAUGAUUCCAGUGUUAAACAUUCAAAUGAAAAUACUUCCAGCUGUUUGUACAGUAGCAGGAACCAUAUUCUCUUGUACAAACUACUUUGGUGUGAUCUUCACAGGUGGUGUUGGCAAAAAUGGAUCAACCAUAGCAGGAACAAGUGUCCUUUCGCCAUUUCUUCAUAUUGGAGCUGUCAUUACAUUAGCUGCCAUGAUCUACAAGAAAUCUGCUGUAGAACUUUUUGAAAAACAUCCUUGCCUCUAUAUACUGACUUUUGGGUUUGUUUCUGCUAAGAUAACUAACAAACUGGUGGUUGCACAUAUGACCAAAAGUGAGAUGCAUCUGCAUGACACAGCAUUCAUAGGUCCAGCACUUUUGUUCUUGGACCAAUAUUUUAAUAGCUUUAUUGAUGAAUACAUUGUACUUUGGAUUGCCUUGAUUUUUUCUCUUUUUGAUUUACUCCGAUACUGUGUCAGUGUCUGCAAUCAAAUUGCUUCCCAUCUUCACAUCAGUGUCUUCAAGAUCAAGACCUACUCUACAUAUUCAAAUCAUCACUAGGUGGUUGUUGCAAUAACUAGUAGCUGUUUUCUACAGGAGAGGAUGCAAUUAUAUUGAGGAGUCUACGGAAACUGGAGCAGAUAGGAACAAAUCUAAUUUAUAAUAAUGUUGUAUAACUAAUUUUGUUAUGGAUGACACUCCCUAGUUAGACAGUCCUCCAAUGAAAGGGGAAUUCCAAGUAUUCUCCAAACAUCUGUAUUACCAGGUCCACUGGUUGUGUGCCUAGAGAAGCAUGCAGAGAAUAAAGCUUUGUCUUUGUAAUUACCUUGACCCCAAAAUAGGCUCUCAGAUAAAUGGAUUCCCAACAACAGGAAUUUCUAAUACAGUGUAAUUACAAGCUAUAAGAUUAUUUGCUUUUUAAUUUAAUAAUCCUUUAAAGUACUCAUUUAAUACCAUCCCAGAAGUAAUUAUUAAAGGCUUGCCUUGAGAGACACCGGUAUCCCACUAGUUUUGAUGGCUGGAAUCUCUUGGACUUGAGCCUAGAUGAUUACAUUCAUCACCAGUUGCUGAUAACUGCGGUUAGUUUUUAAGAAAACUGAUACUUCAUGUUAUUCCCAUUGUCUCUGGAAGCUGGCAUCUUGAAAUGCUAUCUUUGGAAGCAAUCCACAGUGGCUGGCCAUCUCUGUCAUUGCAAGUUGUACAGCCACUGUGCUUGAUAAAUUACAUCUUUUGUCUUUAAAAAAUUCUAACCCUAGUCCCCUAAGCUAUGGGGUGAUUGUCAGCAUGCAGUAUAGUGUGGUAUCUGUCAAUUUAUUUUUUAAAAUAAACACUUUAAAAUAAUUUUUCAGUUUUUUUCAGUGGAAAGUCUAUACAAAAUUUGCAGUUACUUUUUGUAUAAAAUUUAUGCAAAAAUAUUUCUGUUUAAUAAAUGAAAAUUCUCAUAACUAUAAUAAUCCUUGUGUUCUUGCAUUUUGAUCCAAUGUGCAAAAUAUUAAUUUGAACUGCUAAAGUAUAUUUGUGCAGUUGAACUAUAUUAGCUUAUCUUGCUCUUUUUAAGUGUAGUACAAUCUAGCCACUAUCUAGACUAGCUUCUAAGAGUAGACUUACUAUGAAGCAGUUGAAACAAUGGUAACUUACUGGUUAGGUAAUAGGUACAACUGAUUUAACUAAUAAAGCAACACUUGCCACAACUUUAGCAAGAUAGAUUGAUCAGUCAAUCGAUCGAUCAAUCAGAAGAAUCACAGUGUUAGUAUGUUUAUCUUCUAAAGAAGAGGCUAAGGGCUUGCAUGAUUAUGGGAGAACUAGAAAAAGGGAGAGACUUUUUGGAGAGACUAUCUUGACAACUGAGGGAGAAAGAAGACAUUAGGGAAAAAAGUUGUAUUGAGUAGAAUAUUUUCAAAGGUACAGCUGCUAAUUAUGUAAAGAGAUUGGCAUCAAUGUAAAGGAUCUAGUAAAUUAUCACCUUAUAGGCUGAAACAAUUGCAACAAUGUAAUAUCCAUAAGGAUGGCCAGAGUAAAAUAUAUAGUGCUUCUGACUCAACAAACCAACUUGUUUUUACUUUCUAUUGUGUAAUACUGAGUCAAAUGUAACCAAGGAAAAAAUUAGUAAAAAUUAUCUGAGAAAUAAUAGAUACCAGACAUACCAAGUUUCUUGCUCCAAUAUUACUGGAAGUUUAUAAUGAUAACUUUUUGCAUAACAUUUCUCCAGCCAUCCUCAAUGAGGUUUAUAUAGCAGAUUUUGAAAGCUCUUAAACAUCCUGCUGUCUUGGACAAGUUAUUGUCCAGCAAGUGUUGAUGCACAAAUAUUGACAGUGACUCUAGCAUGUAGAUUAUAGACACUAUUUCUCAGAUUAUCCAGCCUGUAUAGUCUGGUUUAAUAAAAGGUCACCAAGCAUUUGACAAUAAUAUAUUACUGACAUUCUGGAUAUGUAUUGAGAAAAAAAAGAAAUAAAUUGAAAUCAGUGGUGGUUCUUACUCUCAAUAGUAUAACUCUACAUACACUUCUGUGGCACUCUAAUUGUUUUUUGUUUUCCAUUAUAAUUUUCAUUCUGUUCCAAGCAGCUUCCACAUGCUUUUGCC